AUGCCACAUUACAUCACUGUAUAUUCUAAUCUUACUCAACUAUUUUACACGGGACAUGUUAAUUUGAGUCCUAAACAAAGUUUUCGCGUCGCACCGGCGCAGCGGCGCGGCGGACAUGAAAGCGGCGCAGUCGGUGGUGACGGCGAUGACAGCGACGAUAAGGAAAAGGAAGAAGAAGCGGAACGUGAACGGCAAGAAGCCAUCCGUGAAGCUGAGGAGCGACGCAAGGAGAAACAUCGCAAGAUGGAGGAGGAGCGGGAGAAGAUGCGUCAGGAGAUUAGGGAUAAGUACAAAAUCCCUAAAAAAGAAGAGAUAGCGGAACAACAGCAACAAGAACCUGACAACCCUCUGAUGAGGAAGAAGAAGACUCCCGAGGAGUUGGCAGCUGAGGCAGAGCUUGAAGACCAGGACGAGUUCACUAAAUUGAAAAACACCAUAGAAACGCAAGUGAACGAACUGAAGUCGCAGAUCGAGAGCAAGCGUCAAGCCCGUCCUUCUGAACUUCACAUUAAUGUAAGGUAU
Molecule: messenger RNA, 522 nt
Organism: Brenthis ino (lesser marbled fritillary)
Lineage: Eukaryota; Metazoa; Arthropoda; Insecta; Lepidoptera; Nymphalidae
Source: the annotation of a GenBank genome assembly